AUGUCUGUCAACCUUCCCAAGAGUGAGUUCGGCCAGCUCACCAUUCCGUACCUCUCUCAUGCGAUCACUGCCGAGAGUAUUAGAGCUAUGCCUAAGACCGUGAAGUCCGUCCAGGAGUUACCCCUAAACUAUUACCACAAGCUCAUCGAGGACUUCUCUGUUAUGGCGGCAGCACUCCAUGAAUUGACUGAUGAGAAGGUCAAGGCUGGAAAUGAUUUGUCCAGAACCAGGGAGUCGUUUGCGAUUCUCAAGCGGAAAAUCGUGUCUACACCUCUAUUGCGUCACCACGACCAGAACAAGCCGUUCAUGAUCAAUCCACAUGCGAAUCGCUGGGUGGCAUGUGUCGUCCUUGAGCAAGAGUACGAUGGAAAGAUCCUACCCAUGUGGUUCUUAGGUCGGUACUGGACGUAUUCGGGAAUCUCAUUCGGGGAUGUCCAGUAUUCCGCCCUGUCCUGGCUGUUAAAGGCCAAGAGCGCCAAUGGACGAUGUGUCAGAUGGGGAGUGAUCUUGCCCCAUUGGCAUUUGGAAGUUAACAUCAUCCAGAGCGACGAAGACGGGUUAGCCGCUAUUAUGGGAGCAGGCAUCACCCCACGUGAGCACUUGGACUAA
This is a messenger RNA of Phytophthora megakarya, 609 nucleotides long. Lineage: Eukaryota; Oomycota; Peronosporomycetes; Peronosporales; Peronosporaceae. The record is from the annotation of a GenBank genome assembly.